Messenger RNA from Vitrella brassicaformis, 3581 nucleotides. Lineage: Eukaryota; Vitrellaceae. The record is from the annotation of a GenBank genome assembly.
GUCGAUUUGUUUUCCCGUUGCCAGUAUGUCGUCAGACGUUGCCCAGCUGCUCAGCCGUGCCCAGAGGAACGCAUCUGCAAUGGCGGCCAGUCUGGCAGCCGCCACCAAAAGCGACAACACUCCCGAGGGCUCACCUCAGUACCGCAGCAAGGCCGUCGGUGCUGAGGUCCUGCAGCUGCCGCCCUCGCCCCAGUCACAGCUACCGCCCUCACCCACAAACAUCGACGUCACCAACGGGCCCAGCAUUUCUGUCGCAGCCGCACAGGCGUCUGUCGAGGGCCGGGACAGUCGAUUUGGGGCCAGCGGAGGGGCUGAUCAGUUGCUGGCGAGUGGUGCGGGCAACACGAUGAAUUGGCGGUCGACAGGCGGGACGGAGAUGCGGCUCGGUGAUGUGACGGCCGACGUCAAUGCCAACACAAUGGACUUCCUCGAGGUGAGUGCUCGGACGGUUGACGAUUUGCUUUGUGUGUCUGUGUGUGUAUGUGUGCAGGAGCAGAAUCAGUGUCGACUGCUGCGUGUGAGUGACCCUGGUGGCCAGCUGGAUGUCCUCGACUACAUCCAAUAUUUGGGAAUCGACCUGCAGGUCAAAGACAUACGCAAUCACGCAGCAAAAAGAGAAGGACAGAUGCAUAUUGGAGUGUUUGCGUUUUUUGUGUGUUUGUGCUUAGCUGGAGCCUCAUUUGAGUUGGAUAGCCCGCGAGAUGCUGGCCGCUCCCAUGCCUCCAGGUGCCGAGAUGCUCAGUAAGUAAGCAGACACACAAGCAACAAGCAAGGACAGACAGCAUAGACCAUCCUGGUCUCGUGUGAGCAGUCAGCAAGCUGGGCAUAGUGUACUUCUAUGACGUCGAGAACGAUUUCUUCACGCUCGAGCACCCACUCACACAGAGGUGACAAUCAGUGGCUAUCAAAAGCAACCCAGUCAGCUUGUCACUCUCUGUCUCUCUGUUAGGUACCUGAAGGCUCUUGAGAAGAGCCGCAUCGAGACCCUGGCACUGAGCAUAUCGCCGCUCACACAGGGUCUGCUACUGCGGCAGCCCGAUGUGCUCUUCCACAGAGAAUUCAGGACGCUGCAAAUACCCUGCCAAGUGAGAUCGAUGCGAGACGGGUGGAGAGAUGGCCGCUUCAUUGAUUGAGUGUGUGUCUGUGUCAGGAUUGCGGUGUGUUUCCGUCGGCUUUGGUGUGUCGUCAGUGUCUCAUGUCGUUCUGCGACAAUUGCUUCCAGCUGCUGCACAACAAGGCAAGACAAGCACACACAGCGAAUGAGUGUCUCCCGACUGCAUUGUGGGUGUCUCUGUAUGUCAAGGGUCGUCGCGCUGAGCACCAGUGGCAGAGAACAGUGAUGGGCAGCUCGUGCUCCGUCUUCACCAAUAAGAAACCACAAUGCUAUUGCGCCGCCUGCGAAGUCAGUAACAGAACAGAAUAUGGCAACCGCCCAGUGUCAUGAGCAGCCUGACUUUUGUGUGUUGUGUUCGUUGCAGGAUUUCUUCUCUUUCGAAGGCUACAAGAGUGUGCAUUCUCGUGGCGGCCGCACCAACCAUGCCGCGAUGCUGCUGCCAGUGGCCGACAGCGAACUCAUCGACACAUCGGUCGGGAAUAACUGAGAAAGCGGAGGGCAGAUUUCAAAUGCAUGGAAGCACUGCCGUUGCAGGUUAAGUGUGAGGAGUGCGAUGACCGUCCGGCCGCCUUCCUGUGCGAUCAGUGCGGCGAUCGGUUCUGCCCGCCAUGCUUCUGGAGAUGCCACUUCAACGGUAAUCACUGACACACCGAGACACAGAUUACCCAUUCGAUGGCUGUGUCUGCGUAUGUGGGUGCAGGGAAUCGGCGGUAUCACACGGUGAGCAAGGCCGCGGUGGCGCCUCUUUGCUCCCAGUGUGAGGAGACCAGGGCGUCCGUCUUCUGCGAACAGUGCCAGGUGAAGUCAGCUCUUUCUAUCUGAUACCUGCACAGGCGCAUAAACAAUUGUGCUAUGUUGUGCCAGGAAUUGUACUGCACGGAGUGCUUCACGCUGAUGCACGUCAAGGGCAACCGCCGCCUGCACCUCUUUUCUGACGCCAUGAACUUCCUGCUCCUGCUCGAAACCAUGGACCCACACAUGCACGUACGCACAAAGAGACACAGACUAUGACCGCUCCAACAGCGCACACUCAUCCAUGCGUCUGCUGUGGACACAGGAGGCGUUUCGACUCGCCCAGCGUCGCAUCAUGCGUCAGAUCUGUCGGCUGCAGGCGUGGAUGCGGGGCAUCGAUGCCCGUCGGUACUUCACCAAACACAGGGCGACGGUGCUCAAGAUCCAGAGGAUGUGGCGCGGGGCGAGGGCCCGCGCCAAGCUGGCUCGCGUCCUGGACCACCUGAGGUGGCGGCGGAAGAACAUCAACGACUGGCUGCUGGACAAGGAAGUCCUCAGGCAGAGACGCCAGCUCAAACAGAUGUUCAAGACGGAGAAAUUCAAGGAACAGCUCGUCCUCAGGAAAACCAAGAGGACCGUCGACGUAGGCCGACAGGACACAGACACACACACAGUCAAGACACAAACGCACCGGUGUUGGUUGAUGCAGGCGCUGCGUGGUGCGAUCGAGGAGUCCGCGGGUGUGAAUCCUCUGGAGGACAUCGAGACGCUGAAACGGACUUUGCAAGCUCAACCACCGAAGCGCAGAGAGGAGAGGGAGGAGGUGCCAGCGUCACCAGUCGACAAGACGGCCAAGUGGGAGACGCUGCGGCGUGCGCUGGUCGCCCCACCUGAAGGCACGGGACCCAUAGCAUUGCCGCCCCCGCUGCACGGACCUGAGGGCCCUGUGGCUGAGUCAGUGAUCAGGAAGAUGGCCGCACUCAAGAAGAAGGUGACGAGAUACCAUAUCCGUGGCAUUUCUGUGAACAGUCGUGGUCUGCGUGCAGGAGCCCGGUCCGUCUCUGUCUCUCCGUUUGCGCGACGAGGCGGCCCAACGGCGGCUAAGCGGCACCAAAGCCACGAGAAUCAAAGGUCAGACCGAAUGAGAGGACGAGGCACCUACAAAGCCUGCCAUGUCUCCCUCCUCCCCAUCCCAUCAGAGUUGACAGACAAGCUGCGCAUGUCAGCUCGGCAGCUGCUGACGGUCGACCAGCGAGUAGAGUACGUCCAUCCACGAGCGUACUCCAAGCCGCCGAAGGAGAGAAGCGAAGGCGAUGCGUCCAGGUAUCCAUGUCUAUCACAGGACGGAGGGAGGGAGACACGACCUCAUUCAUGUGCAUUGUGCUGGGUGUCAGGGUGGAUUCGACUGACCAGGCCACGGCGCAGCAGCGCGGCACGAGGUCCACUUGGCGCAGCAGCGCCAGAAGGGUCAGGAAAUAGCCCAACACGCACGUACAUUUUGCUGCACCGUGUAUGUGGUUGUCUGUUGUGUUAUAGUCCUUCCGAAGUGGGAAGACCGUUACGUUGUGUGACGGCGAGGCACAAGGGCUCACCGCAGCCAUCGGGAAGGGGCAACCAGCGGCCGUUGCUAAUGAGGGAGACAAGGAGGAGGGCGGGCAGUUGGAGGAAGGAGGGCCUGCCUAAGGGGGACUGACUCGUGAUUCAUUCGGUGGUUGGAAAUGGGUUAACUGACUCG